CGUCCCACAGGUCGUGACCUCUGCAGGUCGGCGGCGGCUGUUUAUUUCCCGAGCGUCUCUCGCAGCACGCGCCGGCCUCCGAUGACGCUCCGUCCGGCAGCCGAGUGACGAAGAUAGAUGACGGCGGACGGCCAGACGGGCGGGAGAGAUGAGAAGCUGCUCAGGAGAGGCGAGACGGACCGAGCUGAGAGAGGGUCCUCGGGGCUGACCUCUGACCCGCUCCGCGCGCCGGCCGCCGCACUCGAAUGGACGCCCGUCGCCCGGCUGUCUGCUGUUCGCGCCUGCGCACUGCGCCCCGGCGCCGACCGAAGGAUUGCCGGCAGCGGCGGCUCGCGGGCAUACAUCAUACAUGAGCCGCCGGCUGCGCCGUGCCGCACGCACAGAUCACGACGGCUGAACACGGGAGGUGACGGUCUGUUGGGGGAGCUGAACGUUCACGCCUUCAGGAUGUGGUAGACGCUGCGGGACGGCCAAAUGCUGCUGUUUUCCAAUGUCGUACACACACACACACGUGUGUGUACGUGUGAGGUAGGAGGCGUGGCUACGUCAAAUUGUGCUCUUCCUACCAGGCUGUGACAGCAUUGGUGUUGUAAAAUGCACUGGUAAUAUUCGCACCACCCGCAGUACUGCAUAUCGCACGGCGAAGAAAUGGAACCACACACACACACACACAGCUGUACAUAUAGGACCCUAUGUAGGACCUAUGC
Amphibalanus amphitrite is the source of this 707-nucleotide messenger RNA. RefSeq lists its product as uncharacterized. The transcript is spliced from 2 exons. The record is from RefSeq and is a predicted model, not a curated record. Bases 118 to 456 code for a protein of 112 amino acids. NCBI's taxonomy places the organism in Eukaryota, Metazoa, Arthropoda, Thecostraca, Balanomorpha, Balanidae.